AGUUAUACAACACAAACCUAGGACUAACUUUAUCGUCUGAUUUUCGGGCUCAGUUUAUUAUUAUUAGUGGUAAAUUACAAUCGAAAUACUAAACGUUCAAAUGCAACAGACGUCUCUGCAAUUACAUAAAAGGGUUGGAGUACUGUAAUUUAAGUGAAUAUCAAAACUAUAUGGUAUUUCAGUAGACGAAAGAAUUGAAAAUUGGAUUGAUAGGCUGAGUAGUUUGCAAAAAGAAACUGGGAGAAUGAAAAAUUUACAGAUUCAGGGUUAUCUGAGUGAGAACGCGACUCAUACUAGUACUACUGCUAGUCUUAGAAGAAGGUAUCGUCAGCAAGUGAACGGCAGCAUAAUAUAUACAAUUUGUACUACAAACGAUACUCGGGUGUUUUGCACACGUUUUGGAAAUCUGCAAGCUUGAAAAAGAUUUCUUAUAAACUUUUAGUGUAAAAUAUUUCUAUAUGAUAUAUGUCUAAAGAAUUAUUUUUAUCAACUGAAUAGAAUGAUGCAAAACAUGUGUAAUAUGUUUUGAAGAAAAUCUUCCAACUCCAGUCCUGUUAGUUCUUCAAUCCACAGACUUGCUGUUUUUUUACUGAUAAAAAAUUAAAGAAGAAAAAAAUGCACUGCUUUUAAGAUGCAUAUGUAUCCAGAAACUGGAAGUUGCAUUGAGUGCAAACUUCAGAAUAGAAUUACAUGUACUUGUAUUAUAUACGUAGCCCCUUGGUAAAAAAAAAAAGUUCUUAAGCUGUUCAGUGCUUCAAGUUCAUUAGUAAUGGAAGUUCAUUCGUUAGAAAAACUUGUGUCAUUUAAUUCUAGUGUAGUGCAAGAAGGUGAAUGUUUUGUGGCAUCUCUUGAAGUGUCACGUGAUGUUGUACAAGAUGUUGGAGCCACUAUGGAAGUUGUAAACCUUAUCUCAGAUGAAAGGGCUGAAGUUCCUACAACUUGUGGCCCUAAUAAAUCUGAUUACAACCUUGAAGAAAAUGUGAUAAUUACUCCUGGUGUUUGGGAUGAUGUGGAGCAACUUGUUAAAAAAGCUUGCUCUGAUUUUCAGGAUGUUCCAGGCCCAACAGAUUCACAACUUUUAGUAUCAAAUUCAUGUAAUGAUGUCAAAAAAGAUCUACAUUUCACUGAAAAUCAAAAUCUUACUCCAAAAGAAUAUGCAUAUGUUUUUAAAAGUUCUGAAGGUGAAAAAUCAAGACAAGCUGCUAACGUCAAAAAAGCUUCAAAAGGAAAUUUUGAAAAAACAAAAAUUAGAAGAACUCGACAGCUGAUUGAUGUAGAAGCUUGUAGAAAACCUUUUGAGCUAGGAUGGAAACGAGAGAUUGUAUAUCGUUCCAGCACAGAAAACAACAUUAAUAGAAAAUCAACAAGACUUAUUGAUGUUUACUACCUUACUCCAAGUGGACAAAGACUUCGUUCUAUGAGGGAGGUUUACAAUUAUAUAUCCGCACAUCCCCAAUUUGGCAUCACAAUUGACUGCUUCACUUUUGCAAAUAUAUCCAUUUCACAUACACCGUAUGAAAUACAGCGUCAUGCGUACUCAGGAAGAAGAGGUUCAAGUCUCUCCCCUGCUGGACAGUCAGUAAGAACCCUUUCGUUGGGUGUAGGUGACAGUGUAUACAAAGAAGAACCUCUUUCAUAAACUCUUUUAAGAGAAAGACAUUAUGAAAAACAAAAGUAGAAAGAAAUGAAGGCACUAAUGACUUAUCACAAAUGCUUAUUUUCAUAAGCAACAAGAAGGAAUGAAUAAUGAUUUUAUCUGAGGCAUGCUAUCUCUGCAUAAGGACUGUUUGGUGCAUGUAUUCUAUGAAUAAAUUAUGUUUAUUACUCUUUUAGCCUGAUGACACCCCAUAAAUUAGAUUGACAAUCUGUAAAUAUAAAAAGAUUUUAACAUGAAUUUACUCAUUUCAAAAUUGCAUGCCUUCUGCAUGGUACAAAAAAUAAUCCAAACAAGAAAAGACCAAGUGUUUAUGCAUGUAAGAGGGAAGAAACAGUGAACUUGAUUUAAAGUGAGAAAAGUGCCCAUCAUUGUGACUGGCUUUUAAUGAAUCUUCAGUGAAGUAAAAAAGUUAUUAUUUUUUGUGCAUAGGCUAGAAUAUCUUGUAGCUUUGUACUUACUCUGUUGAAAUAUUUGAAUACCAUUUAUGUUCUAAUAUUUUUGUACUAGUUACUACUAACUUCUGACACAUACUGAAAACUAGACAGUUGCACAGAUUGGAAACCAUGAAAUUUUAUCUUUUUUAAAAUUUUUAAUUGACAACUGUUUUUAAAUUUAAAAUUUAGAGAGUUUUCAUAUACUAAGUUUUGUUAAUUUAAUGAGUCAACAAAAUUUCUCCAAACAAAAGACCAAAAACAAACAUAAAUUGUAAUAUUUUAUUAACAAAGAGAAACAUUGGACUAUCAUAUUUAGUAGUUUUCUAUAUAAAUUUUACAUGUCUUGCAUACGACAUUACAAAACAAGAUUGCUACUUUUGAUAAAAACUCUACUCUUAACAUGUUCAUAGUUAUAUCUAUGUAGAUCUUCACUCAUCUAUUACUUACUUAGUACAUUUGUUUUCCAGUUUAUAAUGGAAAGUCUCCAGGCAUUUUUAGACAAUUUACAUUAUAAUAAUGUAUAAAGAGUUACAUUUUAAACUUUUGAAUAGCUAAUGAGGCUUCCUGAUGUAUAUACUACAAAGAGAUAUAUUUUUUACUUUGUGUUGUUGUUGAUCUUCAGAGAAUUGUUGAAGUGGUAUUAAUUUAUAUAUUUUCCACAUAAACAAAUACUUUCUAAAUAAUUCUUCAAGGCCCGGCAUGGCCAGGUGGUUAGGGCAC
Messenger RNA from Limulus polyphemus (Atlantic horseshoe crab), 2811 nucleotides. RefSeq lists its product as uncharacterized. Gene Ontology annotation, molecular function: DNA binding. The transcript has 6 exons. Lineage: Eukaryota; Metazoa; Arthropoda; Merostomata; Xiphosura; Limulidae. The coding region runs from base 770 to 1639 and encodes 289 amino acids. The record is from RefSeq and is a predicted model, not a curated record.